Molecule: messenger RNA, 987 nt
Organism: Pecten maximus
Lineage: Eukaryota; Metazoa; Mollusca; Bivalvia; Pectinida; Pectinidae
Product: probable inactive 1-aminocyclopropane-1-carboxylate synthase-like protein 2
Exons: 10
Coding region: 1-987 (328 amino acids)
Biological process (GO): biosynthetic process; amino acid metabolic process
Molecular function (GO): transaminase activity; pyridoxal phosphate binding
Source: RefSeq, a predicted model, not a curated record
AUGAAGAUCGAGGAGAAGAAGAUUACACUUUUGGAUGGUGUAGCAGCGACGCUGAACGCCGUCGCGUUUACUCUGGCAGAUGUUGGAGAUGUAUUCCUGUGUCCUACUCCAGUUUACCCUAGGACAAGAAAUGACAUGUUGGACAUUGGCGGAGUAGACUUAUUUGAGGUUCCUAUUUUUGAUGAAGAGUCACUUGAGGAUCCUUGUGAAAUGCGCAUUGAUUUGUUGGAAUCAUAUUUCCAAAGAGCAAAACAAGAAGGUUUUAAAGUCCGUGGGGUUAUCCUUACCAACCCCAAUAACCCUACUGGCAAAGUGUACUCACCACACGAACUUACACAGUUGAUGGAAUUUUGCAAGCGGAAGAAUCUCCACGUCAUAUUUAAUGAGAUAUAUGCUUUAUCAACACAAGGACAAGGAUGUUUUACAAGUGUUCUCUCUAUGAACAUCCCUGAUCUAGAUAAAACCCAUUUUAUAUGGGGCUUCAGUAAGGAUUUUGGUCUCUCUGGAUUCCGAUGUGGUGUGGUAUAUUCCCAUGAUGAGAGUGUCGUUUCUCACCUGCAAAAGAUUGCGAUGUUCUCUGCUAUACCAGCACCUACACAAAUGCUUAUCAAUGGAAUUCUCUCUGAUACAGAUUGGAUGAAAGAUACGUAUUUCCCUACUUAUUAUGCCAGAGCAAAGGAGACACAUCGAUUGGUGAAAGACGUUUUGGAUGAAUUCAAUAUUCCAACAGCGUACAGCGGUCAAAAUGUUAUUUUCUUUUGGAUGAAUUUGUCAAAGUUUUUGGAAGAGAAAACUACACAGGAGGAGAGGAAGCUGUUCAACAAGUUUAUGGAAGCAGGUCUCUACAUUUGUCCCGGCACAGAAAUGCUCUGUCAUGUUCCAGGAUGGUUUCGACUGGUUUAUACAUUGCCGAAACAGGAAGUUCAAGAGGGACUUCGUCGUUUCCGUGCAGUGUUAAAAGACAUACAACAGAGACAACUGCAAUGA